AGUUGGGGUAUAAUAAUCCGACCGAGCAGUCUAUGUCACUGAGGUUGGCGAGGAUGGAUGAUACAGGGCCUGGUGGUAGUAGCAGCAGUUCCUCAGCCGCGAACAUCGGCGUGCAGGGAGCUGACGAGGAUGGGGAAGUAUCGAAUGAUGACGAUGAAGAGUCUAUCAGCAGUAUGAGCUCAUCUGAGGAACGAGAUCUUAUGGUUUCCAGUACGGAACUGCAGGAUUCAGAGCCCCUGCAUUUCUCGACUAUAGACGGUGAUGACAACACUGAAGGUGUGGAUCUGACCACCAUCUCAGGGGGCUUACCGAGGAUAUACCAUCAUACCCAGAUAGGGCAGUGCUUGGUUGACGUCUUACACGACUUGAUGUCGGAGGGUAAGGCAUCUUUAGAGGAUAAAGAAGUGGCCCUCAAUAUUCUAGAGGAGGAAUUCCAAUUGGCCUUCAAAAACUUAUAUCCGGGAGUACUGGACAGCAACUCUAAGGGUCGCGGAAAAGGUAGUAAGAAGCGGAAACGGAAGGGGAAGCACAAUUCAGCAGAGCAAGGAGAAGGUCUUGUGGAUCAAGAUAUAUUAUCCAUUCUCCGAGACGAUCCGUUGUUCUCAAGAGAGGACAGAGGCUCGAGUACUCAUCAACUGCAGAGGUCUGACGGGGUCCAUGCCCAGCGAAGUCAGACUACUCAGAUGGCACUAGACCGAGGAGCUACUACGAUGUACGGAGGUGGGGCAUGGAAGUUUACUGGUCGGCUUGAUGAAAUGGGUUCUCUCAGGGAAUGCCAGGCUCUCCAGUGUUCAACGCUUCUUCGUGGUUCGAAGGCCGAGAUGAGUUCGCCGUUGAUACAACUCAACUUCGAUGAGAUUGAAGUUAGAGUCGCGGAUCGUUCUGAGAGAGCAGCCGCUUCUAGAUGAACC
Messenger RNA from Perkinsus marinus ATCC 50983, 911 nucleotides. RefSeq lists its product as hypothetical. Lineage: Eukaryota; Perkinsozoa; Perkinsida; Perkinsidae. The record is from RefSeq and is a predicted model, not a curated record. The transcript has 9 exons. The coding region runs from base 33 to 908 and encodes 291 amino acids.